AUGUCGGCGCUCGACACCCCCGCGACCUCCCUCGCCACGCGAGACCCGCUGGACGUCGCAACUGCCGCGGCAGCUGCGCAGGCGGUUCACGCAGUCGUAGAGAAAGUCGAGAGCGCAAAUAUCGUCGUCCUGGGCUGCAUCAACCGCGACGUGACGCUGCGCGUGCGGGCGCUUCCGGCCUUCGGCGAGACGAUCUUCGGCGAGAGCGUGGAGAUCUACCACGGCGGCAAGGCGGCAAACCAAGCUGUUCAGGCUGCGCUCCUGAUGCCCGCUAGCGACUCCGCGGAGACCUGCAAAGCGCCAGCGCAGGCUGUGGAGGAGGGUCGGCGCAAGGAGGAGAUGAAAACGAAAAAAGGCGGGCGAGUCGCGCUCGUGUGCAAGCUCGGCAACGACGCAGUGGGACGGGAAUACCGCGAAUACCUCCAGGCGCGCAGUAUCGACACAAGGGGCGUCCUGACGGCCGAGAGCUGCGACACCGGCUGCGCGUUCGUCACCGUGGCGCGGGAUGGAGAAAAUACAAUCGUCUACGUGCACGGAGCGAACAAGAGCCUCACGGCGCGGGACUUGCAGGACCCAGAGAUCGUCCGGCUGAUUCAGCAGUGCAAAGUGUUUGUCUGCGAGAACGGCGUGGCUGGGGACGUGAUUGUUGCGGGUCUGCGGAUUGCCAAAAGCGCGCCCGAUCGCGUCUUGACGAUCUUUACGCCGGCGCCGGCAGUCGAUGUGCCUCUGGCGGCCUUCGCGUACACGGAUGUCGUCGUUUUGAACGAGAGCGAGGCGCGCGAGCUGUGGAAGCUCUCCCCUGUCAAGCAGACGCAGGACACGGCGGGCAACGUGUUUGAGGAGCCCGACACGGCAAAGGAGGAGUUCCCCACGCUCCGGGCGAGCGCCGCAGCGACCAUCCAACACGAAGGUCUCUCUCUGCAGGCCUUCCGCGAGAAGCUUCUUGACCUCGGAUUCCGCGCGACGCACGUUGCGGGCGCGACAGAGCCUGCGGCCCCGACCGGGGGUGGCAGCUGCGAGGGCGCGCGCCGGGGCCUGUGCAACGUGGUUCUGUCCAAAGGCAAAGCGGGCUGCGCUCUCUGCGAGAGCGACGCCGCGAGCACCGACCUCCUCGUCUCCUCGCAGGUCCACGAAAUCCCGCAGAAACGCCAACUCGCGCCCACCGACGUCGUCGACACCGUCGGCGCCGGCGACUCGUUCUGCGGCGCGCUCGCGUACUUCCUCGGGCACGAAGACAUGCCCCUGCGUGAAGCCGCGGAGAAGGCCUGCAUCGUCGCCAGCUACUCGGUUCAGAAACGCGGCGCGAGCGAGAGCUACGCAGACAGAGCCAAGCUGACCGGCGUCUUGUUCUAG
This is a messenger RNA of Besnoitia besnoiti, 1353 nucleotides long. RefSeq names its product kinase, pfkB family protein. The transcript has 2 exons. The coding region runs from base 1 to 1353 and encodes 450 amino acids. Gene Ontology annotation, molecular function: ribokinase activity. Gene Ontology annotation, biological process: D-ribose metabolic process. The record is from RefSeq and is a predicted model, not a curated record. Lineage: Eukaryota; Apicomplexa; Conoidasida; Eucoccidiorida; Sarcocystidae.